Molecule: messenger RNA, 516 nt
Organism: Rotaria sp. Silwood1
Lineage: Eukaryota; Metazoa; Rotifera; Eurotatoria; Philodinida; Philodinidae
Source: the annotation of a GenBank genome assembly
AUGCGUGCACAUCAGCCGCAACAACGACAACAACAACAACCACAACCACAACUACAACCAAAACUACAACAACUACAACUACAACCACGACUACAACAACUACGACCACAACUACAACCAAAACUACAACAACUACAACCACAACUACAACCACAACAACUACAACCACAACUACAACCACAACUACAACCACAACUACAACAACUACAACCACAACUACAACCACAACUACAACAACUACAACCACAACUACAACCACAACUACAACAACAACCACUACCGAAACAACAACAAGUACAACAACAACUACUACCGAAACAACAACAAGUACAACAACAACCACUACCGAAACAACAACCAGUACAACAACAACAACAACAACUACAACUACAACAACAACUACAACAACAACAACUACAACUACAACAACAACUACUACAACUACAACAACAACUACAACUACUACCAGUAAGUAAUAGAUCACAUAGACAUAUAUUGCUUCAUGCAACAAUUUAA